AGGUUUAUUUUGAUUGAUUAGGAUCUAGUAUUAAUCUUUGGUUUCAAGAAGGAGAAUUCAGGUCUGCAGGCUUUAAGCGUAGUCUUUAGAUCGGCAAGAUGGUUUCAUUCGAGAUGAACGACCGGAAAAAGAUCGGGCUAGGAUUGACAGGGUUUGGCAUAUUUUUCUCGUUUCUGGGAAUUGUCUUUUUCUUUGACAAGGGAUUUCUUGCCAUGGGUAAUAUACUCUUCUUGUCAGGCUUGAUGUUAACUAUUGGACUAAAGUCCACCAUGCAAUUCUUCAUGAAACGCCAGAACUACAAGGGUACAAUCUCGUUUGGUUCUGGCUUCUUCUUUGUCCUUGUUGGGUGGCCUCUCCUUGGCAUGAUCUUUGAAGCUUAUGGGUUCAUCGUACUCUUCAGUGGUUUCUGGCCUACGCUGGCAGUUUUUCUCCAAAGGAUACCAAUACUUGGCUGGGUGUUCCAACAGCCAUUUGUGACUUCGUUCUUUGAUAGGUACAGGUCCAGACGGGUGCCCGUAUGAAGUCUCUGAAUCCGUGGAGCAGUGAAGAAGCACUGCAGAACAUUUUCCCCCUUGUAAGAUAACAUCUGACCGAGAUCCAAUGUCUUGUUUUCACCCAUAUUAUGACGAGUUAAAGAUUUACUUGAUUGGUGAUAUAUCCCUUUUCUGUAUAAUUCAAAAUUUGUGUAAUCAUUUCACCA
This is a messenger RNA of Telopea speciosissima, 700 nucleotides long. RefSeq names its product vesicle transport protein GOT1-like. The record is from RefSeq and is a predicted model, not a curated record. Lineage: Eukaryota; Viridiplantae; Streptophyta; Magnoliopsida; Proteales; Proteaceae. Gene Ontology annotation, biological process: retrograde transport, endosome to Golgi; endoplasmic reticulum to Golgi vesicle-mediated transport. The transcript has 7 exons. Bases 99 to 521 code for a protein of 140 amino acids.